Mytilinidion resinicola is the source of this 339-nucleotide messenger RNA. RefSeq lists its product as uncharacterized. Gene Ontology annotation, cellular component: nucleus; exosome (RNase complex). The annotation marks the transcript as partial. The transcript has 2 exons. The record is from RefSeq and is a predicted model, not a curated record. Lineage: Eukaryota; Fungi; Ascomycota; Dothideomycetes; Mytilinidiales; Mytilinidiaceae.
GUUCAAGGUGGUUAUCGAUCUAUGACUUACAGCCAUCAGAUUGAUCCAAUGAAGGAACUCUGUCCCUGGGAAUGGGGUCCAGGCGUAUGCAACGACAACAAAUGUGUCUAUCAGCACUAUCGCGACAUGGAGCUAAGUGCUGAUAUGGUCCUUGUACAACUCGGAACUGCAAAUCCCGGAAACACAGAAGCAGAGAAACAGCAGUUCAAGGAGGGUUUGAAGUCAAUUAUCAAAGAUCUGCGACUGCACCAUACCAAUGACCCUGAAAUCAUCGCGACGAGGUUCUCGGAAUACCGCCGCAAGUUCCUAAACGACGACACAAGAGUACUCAACCUCUGA